Messenger RNA from Podarcis lilfordi (Lilford's wall lizard), 894 nucleotides. The record is from the annotation of a GenBank genome assembly. Lineage: Eukaryota; Metazoa; Chordata; Lepidosauria; Squamata; Lacertidae.
AUGCGAAUCAACAGCCUGCGACGUGGGUGGAUUACCUGCCUCUCGCCGAGUUCGCCUACAACAACACGAAGCACGUGUCCACGGGGGUCACGCCGUUCUUCGCCAACAACGGGAGGCACCCCAGAACCUUCCCGGGACUGGAAAGAAUGGGGAGGGGAGCCGCAGACAGCAGAUGCAUUCGCGUCGGAGUUGCAGGAGGUCCACGAUCAGCUGCGGCGGCACCUGGAGCUGGCUAAACACGCAUACAAGGUACAAGCGGACAAACACAGAAGGGUUGGCGAAGAGAUCCAUGUGGGAGACUGGGUCUGGUUAGCAGCCCACGCAGUGCCGGCCAGGUCGUUGGCGAAGAAGAAACUAGGGCAUAAACAACUGGGGCCCUACCAAGUCGAAGAACAGGUCAACCCGGUGGCUUUCAGGCUGGCUCUUCCGGAGGGUUCCAGAAUGCAUCCGGUGUUCCACAGAUCGGUGCUCACUCCAUACAAGGCACCUCACAGGUUUCAGGAACCAGGAACGGCACCGGGUCCGCUCCGAGAGAGAACCGGGCAGGGGGGAGUGGCACGGGAGGAGCGCAUCAACGAAGCCACGGAGAUUUUGGACUCCAGAUGGGGGGAAGAGGGGGUAGAAUACCUUCUCGCCAAGGAGGGCACCCCGGCCAGUGCCAACAGCUGGGUGCCGGGCUACGCUUUAGACGAACCUCUGCUCAAAGAAGAGUUUCAUGCCCUCUUCCCACAUAGGCCAAUGCCAGCAGACUUUUCGACGACUGGCUUUUCACGCCCACGCUUUCAGCCAGCACGUUCCGGGGUUCGACUCGGACGAGGAACCGACACGAGACGCCCGUUCCCCGGAGGGGUCACCCUCGGGAUCUGCUUCAGAACCCUCGUAUUGGUGGGAUGA